UGUCCCAGAAGCAUACUCAUUAGUCUUAUCAGUACCCAUUCCUGAUUAAUCUUUCCUAUAGCUGGGCAAUCAGACUGCUCGAAGAGUAGUCUCACCAAUGGUUUAUAUAGUUGUAACAUGGCACCCCAUCUCCUCUCCUCGAUGCCCUUAACUGAUGCCACAUACCUUCUUCACCACCCUGUGCCUCCACUUUCAGGGAACUGUGUACCAAUACCCGCAGGGCUCUCUGUUCAACAACAUCCUCCAAGGCGCUUACACUUGCUGUACAAGUCCUUCUCUGGGGGUUUAACUUACUAAAGGAUAACACUCCUUACUUGUUUGGGUCAAACUUCGUCUGAGAUUCCCUGUUCCACUUCCUCAGUUGAUGUAGACCCCAUUGUAAUCUUUAAAACAAACCUUCUUCACCAUCCACUAUACAAUCAAGUUUUGUGUCAUCCAUAAACUUAGCAACUAUGUUAAAACAUUGUCUUCCAAAUCAUUGAGAUAGAUAACUAACAACAGUGGCCCCAGCACUGAUCCCUGGGCAUUCCACUGGUCAUGGGCCUCCAAUCUGAAAAGCACUAUUCCACUACCAACUUUCACCAGGUCAAUUUUGUAUCCAAUUGGCUACCUCAACCUGGGUCCCAUGCGAUCUAAUAGCUUACCAAGUGGGACCUUGUCAAAGGCGUUACACAUGUCCACUGUGCUGCCCUUAUCAAUCCUCUUUUUCACCUCUUCAAAAAACUCGAGCAUACCUGUGAGACUUGAUUUCCAAUGCACAAAGCCUUGCAUUAUACCCCUAGCUCCCAAUUGCUAGUACAUCCAGUCGCUCACGUUCCAAGACAUCACUAUUUGUUUCCCUUAAUCCAUCGCUUCCAUGAUCUUCAUGGUAAAUUCAGAUGAAAAUAGUCAUUUAUAACGAUAACUCCAGUUGUACUGCACGUGUCAUUGCAGGAGGAGAGGGGUUUGUAGGAGGAGCUGUUUGUAAUGUAGGAGGAUGCCUGAGCUGGGGGGGGGUAUGACUUCCGCAUUCUGUUGGCGCAGGUUCGAGCUCUAUCUGAAAACGUACCCAGUCGAAACCAAAUAUCGCUUGGAUUCUACAGGCAUUUUGAGGUCAAUCCACGUCCUCAGUGAAGCGAACCGAGCUUGGAUGGAGCUGCAGAAGUUGAUCCGAAUGGUGAAGCUGUUCCAGAAGAUGCUGAGGACUCCAUCAAUCCGUAAACUGUUUGAAAGCUACCUGCAGGACGAAAUCUACAAUGAUGAGGAAAAUUUGGCCACAUAUCGUGUUGUAUCCACGGUGCCCUCCCUGGUCAACACGUCCGUCGGCCGUUUAUCUGAUUAUGCUGAUGAGAGUGAGAUGGCCCAAGUAAAGAAGCGAGUUGUGUGCAACCGGUCUAUCCUUAUCAACUACUUAGUGAAUGACCUGCACUUCUGCAUGGAAAUCCAGCAGUAA
This is a messenger RNA of Amblyraja radiata (thorny skate), 1432 nucleotides long. Its product is annotated as regulator of G-protein signaling protein-like. The transcript is spliced from 3 exons. Lineage: Eukaryota; Metazoa; Chordata; Chondrichthyes; Rajiformes; Rajidae. The record is from RefSeq and is a predicted model, not a curated record. The coding region runs from base 977 to 1432 and encodes 151 amino acids.